This is a messenger RNA of Polypterus senegalus (gray bichir), 874 nucleotides long. RefSeq lists its product as uncharacterized. The transcript is spliced from 4 exons. Lineage: Eukaryota; Metazoa; Chordata; Cladistia; Polypteriformes; Polypteridae. Gene Ontology annotation, cellular component: cytosol. The record is from RefSeq and is a predicted model, not a curated record. The coding region runs from base 86 to 805 and encodes 239 amino acids.
UUUGGAUCAGUGCCAGCACCUGAGACUGUAUAAAAGGCACUGAGAAGUGAUCGUGCCAUGUUGGUAAUCACUGAAAGGUGUAACCAUGUGGAUCCUGCUGUUGAGUCUGCUGGGCAGCUGUGUGGCACAAAGUGUUUACCAUGAAGACAACUAUGAAGGAUUUCUGAGAAAUGCUUCUUACCAAACUACGACUUCUCCUGAGCAGAGUCUCUAUGACUGGCUGUGGAAUGAGAGCCAGGACAUUGUGAAUGAAGUUCUCCAGACAGACUUCUUAAAUGAAAUGAACAACAACACCCUGCAGGCUGAGCGUUACGUUCAGAUGACCAUGCAGGACAUUUACUAUGUUGCCGCUGUGGUUGACGUCUUGGUCUACGCUGCUGCUAAUCCUGAAGUGUCACCGGAUAUCAAACAAUUCUUGGUCGGCAUGGUCAAAAGCUAUGAUGACUUUGCCAAGUAUCUGCUGACAACAAACAGCAUUCAUAACUCGGAGAACAUAUUGGCCAACACCGCAGUUAAGGUCUACGUGGAAAGCUACAAGCAGAUCUCAGAAAUGAGUAGAGAUAAGCUUUACUUGGUCGUGGGGCUCCUACCCUGUUCCCGACUGUGGCCCCAUAUCGCCGGGUGGCUUAACACAACGGAGGGCAGUCCGUACUACUCCUUCAAGACGAGCAACAUGAAAGAUAACUCCCGAAAGAAGUUUGAAUAUCUAAUGGAAAGCCAUCUGGAUGAAAUUGAUAAGAGCGAAGCCCUAAAUGUCUUCCGCGUGCAGCUGACUAACGAGCUGCUGUUCUUCUCCCAGCUCUGAGUCAGGGUAUUUCUGAAUGGCUGUUCCUCCCUGUUUUCUGAUUUUCAAAUAAAAUGCCUCUGACUACUU